AUAAUCAGUACUUCCACUCUUCCAGUGCCAAAUAAAACGCAUUGGACAGUUGUCCUUCUUUUCUUUCAUUUAUCUCUUUCUUUCUUUCUUUCCCUCUAUUCUCCUCUAGCUCACAAAUCAUCAAAACCGCUACCGCAGCCAUGGCGGCAGACCACCAUCAUCCCACCACCAACCAACCACCCUCCGAUCUACACACACCGCUCCUCCCCCGCCGCUAUUCUUCCCUCGGAGAGUUCGGCGCUGAGGCCAGCGAGCAGCUCGAGACCAAACUCUCCGACACCACGUCGCCCCUCCUGAAACGCCUCGCCUCCGGCUCCCGGAUCGAGCUCAAACUCCUCUUCCACCUCGCCGUACCUUCCAUCGUCGUCUACAUCACCGGCUUCAUGAUGUCCAUGUUCACCCAGAUCUUCUCCGGCCACCUCGGCAACCUCGAGCUCGCCGGCGCCUCCCUCGCCAACAACGGCAUCCAGCUCUUUGCCUUCGGCAUCAUGUGGGGGCUGGGGAGCGCGGUGGAGACACUGUGCGGGCAGGCCUACGGAGCGCAGAAGUACGACAUGCUGGGGAUUUAUCUGCAGCGGUCGUUCGUAGUGUUGUCCCUGGUCGGGUUCGGUAUCAUCGGCCUGUACGUGUUCGCGAAGCAGAUCCUGAUGUUAUUGGGCCAGUCGGAAGAGAUCGCGUCGGCGGCUGGGCUGUACGUGUACGGGCUGAUCCCGCAGAUAUUCGCGUACGCGGCCAACUUCCCGAUCCAGAAGUUCCUGCAGGCCCAGUCCAUCGUCAUGCCCAACGCCUACAUCUCCGUGGCCGUGUUACUGGUCCACCUGGGGAUGAGCUGGGUGGUGGCCUACAAGCUCGGCGUCGGGCUGCUGGGCGCGUCGCUGGCGCUGAGCCUGUCGUGGUGGGUUCUGGUUGGGUUACAGUUCUGGUACAUCGUCCAGAGCGAGACGUGUCGUGACACGUGGACCGGGUUCUCGGUGCAGGCGUUCCACGGGCUGUGGGAUUUCUUCAAGCUGUCGGUGGCGUCGGGAGUGAUGCUGGCGCUGGAGCAGUGGUAUUUGGACGUGCUUGUUUUGCUCGCCGGGAUGCUGGAGAAUCCGGAGCUCUCCUUGGAUUCUCUAUCCAUUUGCGCGACGCUGAUGGGUUGGUUCUUCAUGAUUUCCAUGGGGUUCAAUGCGGCUGCUAGUGUUCGAGUGAGCAACGAGCUUGGUGCCGGGCAUCCAAAAUCGGCGGCGUUUUCUGUGGCGAUGGUGACCGGAGUUUCCUUCUUGGUGUCGGUGGUCCUGGCGAUUCUAGUGAUGGUAUUCCGCGACGUCAUCGGUCUGGCUUUCACCGGUGGCCCAGCCGUCUCGGCGGCGGUCUCCGAUCUGUGUCCGUUGCUGGCCAUUACCAUCAUCUUCAACGGAAUUCAACCAGUCCUCUCAGGCAUAAAUAUCGGUGCAGGAGUGGCGGUGGGAUGUGGAUGGCAAGCUUUUGUUGCUUAUGUGAAUGUGAUCUGCUACUACGUUGUUGGAGUCCCAUUUGGUGCUCUUCUGGGUUUUCAUUUCAAGAUGGGUGCUAAGGGAAUAUGGACCGGUUUGUUGAGUGGCACCAUCUGCCAGACCGUCAUCCUAAUUUGGGUUACGUAUCACACCGACUGGCAAAAAGAAGUGGAAACAGCAGAGAAAAGACUGGAUAGGUGGGAAGACAAUAAGCAACAACCGUUGCUUCACAAGUUAUGAAAUGCUCAACAAGUCAAAAGACCGCAUCGUGCUUAUUUUACUAGCUAAUUUGUGUGUGUAUUUGAGAUGAGAUCAUAAACAUUAAAUUGUUUAGCGCCUGACAACAUGAAGAAAACUUGCAUCAACCAUAGUUAUAGAAGUCC
This is a messenger RNA of Linum tenue, 1858 nucleotides long. Lineage: Eukaryota; Viridiplantae; Streptophyta; Magnoliopsida; Malpighiales; Linaceae. The record is from the annotation of a GenBank genome assembly.